GCGGGUCCCCUCCUCCCCGCCUCCUCCCGCCCUCCUCCCCGCGCCUCGCCUCGGCGCCGCGGCCGGCAUUUCUCCUCGCAGCUCGCUGCCUCCUCUAUCCCUGCCUCCCUCUCCCCCCUCUGUCUUUCUCCCUUCCUUCCCUCUCCGACCCUCUUCCUCUCCCUCCCGAUCCUUUCCCUCCUCCUCUCAUCUUUCCCCUGUCUCUCCGUUCUAGCUCGUCCCCCACCACCUUUUCUUCUUUCUCCUCCUCUCCUUCCUCUCCCCCUCUCCUCUGUCUCCUUCCACCGUUUCCCCUGCCUCCCAGUCUUUCAGUCCCUGUUUUUCUCCCCGUCUCCCUCUCGGUUUCUCUCCCCCACCCUCCCUCCGGGUUUCCUCCCCCGGUGCCCUCCCUCCUCUCUCCCUCCCCUCCCCCUCCGCCCCUCGCAGCCCCGCGGCUCGCAGCUCCCAGUCUGCCUCCCCGAACCGGCGCCGCCGCCCGCACUCGCCGCAGGACCGGCCCGCCCGGCUCCCGGGGUGCACCCUCCUCGGUCCCGCGCCCUCCGGGCUCGCAGGGACGCCUCCUCCCUCCCGGCUCGCGGCCCCGCCCGGCCCGGCCCCCGCCCAGAGCCCCAGCGCGCCGAGGAUGUGAGUCCUGCUCGCCUCUGGCGGAGCAGCAGCCACUCGCGCGCGGAGCCGGAGCGCAGCGCAGCGCAGCCGCGGGCGCUCUCCGGGCCGCUAGCGCGGGUGCCGCGCUCUUGCCCUAGCGGCGUCCCCCGGCCUCUCGCCGGCGCCACUGCCGCAGCAGCCCGCGGGCCGUCCCCGGCCGGCCGCCCCCGGCCCCAGCGCCGCUGACCCUGUCCGCCGCGGGCGGGGACGCGGGCGGAGGAGGCGCCGCGGCGGAGCCCCCGGACGCGACCAUGUCGGAGGUGCUGCCCUACGGCGACGAGAAGCUGAGCCCCUACGGCGACGGCGGCGACGUGGGCCAGAUCUUCUCCUGCCGCCUGCAGGACACCAACAACUUCUUCGGCGCCGGGCAGAACAAGCGGCCGCCCAAGCUGGGCCAGAUCGGCAGGAGCAAGCGGGUUGUUAUUGAAGAUGAUAGGAUUGAUGACGUGCUGAAAAAUAUGACCGACAAGGCACCUCCUGGUGUCUAACUCCCCCAAAGACAAUGAGUUAAGGGAGAGAAUAAGAACGGCGAUAACAGUUAUUGGCAAAAAGCAUGAAAACAGAAAGCACUUUGAAAUUUAUUACUAGCUUGCUACCCACGAUGAAAUCAACAACCUGUAUCUGGUAUCAGGCCGGGAGACAGAUGAGGCGUGAGAAGGAGGAGGAGGAGGAGGCUCUGGGCUUCUCUGCAAAAAUAAAAAUAAAUACAUAAAUAAAAUUUUAAAAAUAAUAAAAAAUCACUAUAUACACACAUAUAAAGAAAUAAAAAAGAAGUCUCAGUUGCAGCUAUUUGUCAAAAUCAAUAUCCAUUUCUUUUUAUAUACGGUGAAUAUUGCGCAAUUAUAGAUCUGGAUUUUGAACCACUUAAUGAAGCGGCAACACCAGGUAUUUUGAGGUGUUGGCAUUCUUCGCUGAUUUGGCUGUUCCCAAUGUUUACAUAUAUGUUGUUAUCCUUGGAUGUACAAAAAAUUCAGAAAAUGAUCUCUGUAGAUAUUCUGUUUUAUUUUGGUCAUCUUUAGAAGUUAUCAGGAAUGUGUUUAAAACAAGAAGAGAACUUUUCUAAGGAAUGAUACAUAGAAAAGAUCCUUGUUUUAUUUUAAAAUGAGUUGUAAAGCUUGUGUUUCUUUGUUGCUGCAAGCUAUGUGCCCAAGUUAAUGCAAAUGGACACAUUUUUUAUGUCAGAAACACACACACACACACACACACACACACGCACACACGCACACACGAAAAACAAAGAAAAAAAUGCUUGAGCUUUUUCUAACCUCCCCUUGCAGUCUGUUGUGUGAGCAGCCUGUUUAUUUCUCUAAUAUUAUGUCAGUUUAUUCUCUUUAAUGGACUGUAAAAAAAUGUAAUCACAAGAGUGCCAAAUAUCUUGAAAUGCCAAAAGGCAUUUUAGUUUCUUUUCUCUGUGCUCUGAGUCCACGUACAGGAAUGCUUGGAGUGUCUUUUCUGUUAUUUAUAGGGAUUCUCUUAAGGCACACCAGCUGCCUGUUUUGCAUGGUAUUUGCAAAAAUGCCUCUUGCGUGAGGAAAUCUUUUACCAUUUUUUGUUUGCAACUUUGGACCUCAAGAGGUUGCCCUUCCCUUCCCCGUUCCCUCUUUUCUUAAUUCAAUAUUCUGUAUGUUGCACCUUGAACCAGCACACAGGGCUAUUUCUCCAAUGUACAAUAAAAGAAUUGUUCCUGUGUCUCA
Messenger RNA from Rhinopithecus roxellana (golden snub-nosed monkey), 2339 nucleotides. RefSeq names its product calcium/calmodulin dependent protein kinase II inhibitor 1 (gene CAMK2N1). The transcript is spliced from 2 exons. Bases 897 to 1133 code for a protein of 78 amino acids. NCBI's taxonomy places the organism in Eukaryota, Metazoa, Chordata, Mammalia, Primates, Cercopithecidae. Gene Ontology annotation, biological process: negative regulation of protein kinase activity. The record is from RefSeq and is a predicted model, not a curated record. Gene Ontology annotation, molecular function: calcium-dependent protein kinase inhibitor activity; protein kinase binding.